GGCUGCAGAGGGAGACCUCCCGUCGCCCGCUCUGCCAUUAGCCGCUGUCCCGGCAGGAGGAGGCAGCCAUGGGAAACCGGGAGUCCCAGCUAUCUGCAGUGCCUGCUCAGAAGCUGGAUAAUUUUAUCCAGGACUACGUGACGCCCGAUGACGAGUGUCAGAGACGGAUUGACGGGAUCGUGGACUUCAUCCGUGACACGCUGCAGAACGCGGAGCACUUCCCUGUGGUGCAGGGAGUAGCCACCGGUGGACCCUACGGCCGGAAAACAGUCUUGAGAGGCAACUCUGAUGGUACCCUCGUCCUCUUCCUCAGUCACUUCAAACAAUUCCAGGACCAGAGGCAAAACCAACGAGAAAUCCUCAAAAGAAUCGGGGAUCAACUGGAGCACCAUGUACGCGAAAGGAGGCUAGAAGGCUCCGUCGAGAUCCAACAUGGCGGGCUCAUAAUCCAGGUGUUCACAGAAAAGCAGAGAAUCUCCUUUCAGGUGCUGCCUGCCUUCAAUGCUCUGGGCUUCCUGGAGGAUCCCAACCCCUGGAUCUAUCGAGAUCUCAAAAGAUCAUUGGAUAAGGCACAAGCCCGCCCCGGUGAGUUCGCAGUCUGCUUCACAGAACUCCAGGAGAAGUUUUUUAACAACCGUCCCAGAAAGCUGAAGAAUUUGAUCCUCUUGGUAAAGUACUGGCACCAACAGUGCCAGCAAAAAAUGAAACAUUCGCCCGUGCUGAGUCCAUAUGCCCUGGAGCUGCUUACGGUGUAUGCCUGGGAACAGGGCUGUGGAAAAGAAAAUUUUGAUAUAGCUGAAGGCAUCAGAACUGUUCUGAAGCUGAUCAAGUGCCAGGCGCAGCUGUGCAUCUAUUGGACGGUCAACUACAGCUUUGAUGACGAGACCAUCGGGAAUGUCCUGCUGAACCAGCUCCGAUCAGAGAGGCCAGUGAUCGUGGAUCCAACCGACCCAACCCACAACGUGAGUGACGGGAAGAGCUGCUGGGAGGUGCUGAAACGAGAAGCUCAGACCUGGCUCACGUCUCCCAGCCUGGACAGCCAGCUGCCUGCCCGUGACUGGGAUGUCCUGCCAGCACCGCUCUUCACGAUCCCGGGCCAUCUUCUAGAUAACUUCAUCAGGGACUUUCUCCAGCCUGACAAAUGUUUCCUAGAUCAGAUCGAGAAAGCCGUUGACAUCAUCUGCACGUUCCUUACGGAACGUUGCUUUCGACAGUCACCUGGCAAGAUCCAGAUCGUCAAGGGAGGAUCAACUGCCAAAGGCACAGCUCUGAGGACUGGCUCUGAUGCCACACUCGUCGUGUUCCAUGACUCGAUUAAAAGUUAUGCCUCCCAAAAACGCGAACGCAGCAAAAUCAUCAAGGAAAUUCAGAAACAGCUGGAAGCCUGUGAGCAGGAGAAGGAGUUGGAAGUCACGUUUAGGAUUUCAGUAUGGAAGGCUCCCAGGGCACUGAGCUUCUCUCUAAGCUCCAAAGUACUCAACGAAAGCAUCGACUUUGACGUGCUGCCUGCCUUUAAUGCACUGGGUCAGUCGAGUUCCGGCUCCCCACCCAGCCCCAACGUUUAUGCUGAGCUCAUUGAUAUGUAUAAAUCCCCAGACAUCCCCGGGGGAGAGUUUUCUACUAGUUUCACGGUGCUACAGCAGAACUUCAUUGGCUCCCAGCCCACCAAACUGAAGAAUUUAAUUCGCCUGGUGAAGCACUGGUACACGCAGUGCAAAAGGAAACUGAAGCCUAAGGGGACUUUGCCCCCAAAGUAUGCCCUGGAGCUACUCACCGUGCACGCCUGGGAGCGCGGGAGCAAGAUGCUGGACUUUGACACCGCGGAAGGUUUCCGGACGGUCCUGGAGUUGGUCACACAGUAUCAGCAGCUCUGCAUCUUCUGGAUCGUCAAUUACAACUUUGAAAAUGAGACAGUGAGGAAGUUCCUGCUGACCCAGAUCCAGAAAACCAGGCCUGUGAUCUUGGACCCAGCCGACCCCACCAGCGACGUGGGAGGAGGGGACCGUUGGUGUUGGCAUCUUCUGGCAAAAGAAGCGAAGGAAUGGUCGUCCUCUCUCUGCUUCAAGGAUGGGACGGGAAACCCAGUCCAGCCAUGGAAGGUGCCACUAAAGAUCAUCUAAAGGAGGUGUCAUCUGGAAAGAGCCCCGAAACCGGCUGGAAUAGAAGAACUUGUCCUGCUGUAGCAACCUGGAAUUGAUUCAAUAGGAAACCCAGCUCGCAGGAGCUUAAACAAUUGGUUCCUCCACCCCCUAUUACAAGUAGCCCUGAGUCAGGACACCAGGACUCUGCAUUGUAGGAUGCUGGACAGCGGCCCCGGGCUACGCCCACUGCAUGUCAGCACCGCCCCUGCCCCCGCCCCCCCACACACACACUGUAACGACCAAAAAUGUCAGCCAAAUGUUCCCGGGGGGGGGGGGGGGGUGUCACAGCUCUUUCUGGCUUUGGCUUUUGGCUCCACCCUCUUUAGUUGCUGAUUUUAGCACUUCCCCCGACCCAGGUAUAACUUCUUGCCAAAUCAAAAGGCUUCUUCCUUGGGCUUUAGCUUCAAUGAUACUUGAAAGUGUAAGUGUUGUAACCUCAUAAACCCCCACUGAAAGUUUUAUUACUGCUGCAGACACUACUGUGAUACACAUAGCUGGCCAUUGUGCCCAGUUCUUUGCACGGACUUUCAAAAAUCUCAAUAGGGGUGUAUUUUGUAUUCAUAAUAAGCUGCUUUCAACCUUCCCUGAGUUUAUGCUAACAAGGUGACUUGGGGUGGGCCCUUAGAUAGUUUCAAGGGAGGUGCUGGCCAAGCCACCAAGACCAAGCAUGUGAUUGGGGAAUUUCAUCCCCAACCCCCAACAUCCAGGGAGGAGAGAGCUAGCAAUUGAGUCCAAGCAUGCGGCCAGUGAUUUAAUCAAUCGUGCCAAAGUCGUGGAGCCCCAGUAAAAGCUCUGAACAAUGAGGCCUGGGCGCCUCCUGGCUGGUGAACAUUCGAUGUCCCAGGAAGGUGGAGCAUCCGAUUCCACAGGCUCAGAGGCUCCUGAGCUCUGGACCCUUCCAGACCUGGCCGCCCUAUAUAUCUUUUCAUCUGGCUCUACAUUUCUAUCCUUUAUAAUAAAAUGGUGAUUGUAAGUAUA
Molecule: messenger RNA, 3119 nt
Organism: Lemur catta (Ring-tailed lemur)
Lineage: Eukaryota; Metazoa; Chordata; Mammalia; Primates; Lemuridae
Gene: OAS2
Product: 2'-5'-oligoadenylate synthetase 2
Exons: 10
Coding region: 69-2120 (683 amino acids)
Biological process (GO): negative regulation of viral genome replication; defense response to virus; regulation of ribonuclease activity
Cellular component (GO): nucleoplasm; membrane; cytosol
Molecular function (GO): 2'-5'-oligoadenylate synthetase activity; double-stranded RNA binding
Source: RefSeq, a predicted model, not a curated record